Ahaetulla prasina is the source of this 4834-nucleotide messenger RNA. RefSeq names its product zinc finger protein 154-like. The record is from RefSeq and is a predicted model, not a curated record. Bases 129 to 2027 code for a protein of 632 amino acids. Gene Ontology annotation, molecular function: RNA polymerase II cis-regulatory region sequence-specific DNA binding; DNA-binding transcription factor activity, RNA polymerase II-specific. NCBI's taxonomy places the organism in Eukaryota, Metazoa, Chordata, Lepidosauria, Squamata, Colubridae. Gene Ontology annotation, biological process: regulation of transcription by RNA polymerase II. The transcript is spliced from 6 exons.
UGGGCAGUUGCUGCGAUUGCUCCGCUUACACGGCCGUCUUAUUUCGAUGCAAGGGGCGGGGGUGUCUAAAAGCAGAGACCUCUUCCUCCUUUUUUGCCUUAACCCUAAAUUGCAAAAUUUCCUUUGAGAUGGACCCGCAGCUGUCCCAAGUCCAGGUAGAGGAAGCAAUUUCUUGGGAUCUACAGGGGGACUGGUGUAGAAGAAGAUCCGUUUGGCCCAUCUCCAAGAAAGAUCCAGAAGCCCAUCGCUUUGGGAAAGAGGAACCGGUUGGCAUCCCCAUCCCUGGGGAGGUCAAGGUGGACAUCAGUGAGCGGCUCAAAGACAUUGAGGAGUACAGCAGGCAGAUGUUUCGUUCCGAUGCUCUUCCUUUGGGAGAACGUCCCUGGCAGACUCUGUUCCAGCUGGGAGAGGCUGCUCAGAGAUGGCUGAGACCACAGGACCGCACCAAAGGACAGAUUGUGGACGUGGUCAUCUUGGAGCAGUUUCUGCAUGUGCUUCCUUUGGGAAUGCAGGCUUGGGUGAGAGCCAGGAAGCCAAGUACCAGCCAGGAGGCAGCUCAACUGGCUGAAGUUUACCUGGAGCAAAAGUGUCCUAUGGCAUUCCAGGACAUAGCUAUUUACUUCUCAGAAGAAGAAUGGGACCUUCUAAAUGAGGAGCAAAGAAUAUUGUAUUACACCGUCAUGCAAGAAAAUUCUGAGAACAUAACCUAUUUAGAGCUUUUGAUUUCCAAACCAGAUCACAGUCUCCAACCUUACUGGGACGAAGAGGCACAGAGGGCCUUCAAAGGGAAAAACUCUAUUGUUGAAGGAGUUGUGAAUUGGGAGGACAUAACUGUGGUCGAAUUGCCACCCCAAUAUCCAUAUGACUGCCUGCAUAAUGGUGAACCUGACGUGAUCUUCCAGAUCGGAAGAGAUGGGAUCAUUCAAGAGUCUGAGGAAAGGAGUAAUCUGAGGCAUUCUUCUCCAGAAAACCUGACUACCAGAAAAAAAAAUCAUCAAGAAGAGUUUGGAGCAGAACAACUUCAGGAGCCAACGCAGUGGGAUGUGUUCUUUGAUCCCAAAAUUUCUGAACCAAUGGAGAUUAGAUCUAGAAGGCAGCAAGGGCUAUUCCUGGAACUCAUACAAGGUUCUAAGGGUGAUAAGAAAAUGCCCAGCAGUAGCUCCCAAGUAGGUUCUACUGUAUCAAAAAGAAACUAUCCCUGUUCUGAAUGUGGGAGAAGUUUUGAUCGCCGUUCCAACUUAAUUAAACAUCAGCGAAUCCACACAGGAGAAAAGCCUUACCCUUGUACUGAAUGUGGGAAAUGCUUUGACCAGCAGUCUAAUCUAAACGUCCAUCUAAGAGUUCACACUGGAGAGAAACCAUACGGUUGCCCCGAUUGCGGCAAAAGAUUUAGUAUCAAAUCACAUUUACAUGGACACUAUAGGAUACACACAGGGGAGAAGCCUUAUGAAUGUGAAGACUGUGGGAAGAGCUUCCGUGUGAAGUCUUCCCUAAAUAAGCACCAGCGAACCCAUACAGGAGCUGCUAAACUCUCCAAACCAUCUGAGAUCAAAUCAGAGGGUCCCCGGGCAACAUUGCCAGAAGUGACACGUGUUUAUUCAGCUCCCAAAUCAGAAAAAAUAAUUAAAAUUAUGAGUAGGAAGCCCCCUAUAGAAAUCACAGUGUCAAACAAGAAUUUUUCCUGUUCCGAGUGUGGGAAAGGUUUCGAUCGACCCUCACAUCUCAUCACGCACCAGAGGAUCCACACUGGGGAAAAGCCAUAUCCCUGUAUUCAGUGCGGGAAACGUUUUCAUCAGCAGUCUAACCUUAAUGUCCAUUUGCGUCUCCAUACUGGAGAGAAACCUUAUGGCUGUCCUGAAUGCGGCAAAAGAUUCAACAUCAAAUCCCACCUACAUGGACAUUACAGGAUCCACACAGGGGAGAAGCCAUUCGAGUGUGAAGACUGUGGGAAGAGCUUCCGGGUGAAGUCUUGUCUCAAUAAGCACCAGCAAGUUCAUACAGGAGAAAAGCCAUAUAAAUGUCUUUGAGGGGAAAAACUGCAAUUCUAAUCCACGUCAUUCUGGAGAGAAAGAUUACGAUGCUCUGAACUUGGGGGAAAGCAACUUUUUGCAAUAGAUGAGACAAACUUGAAAGAUUUCACACAGGAGAAAAUCCUUCUGUUUUCCUUCUGCAAGAAAUAAGCAUCUGAAAAAUCUACGGAGUCUUUGUGGGUGCUUAAUCUGUGGGAAAAUGUUCAGGAAGAUAGUUCUAGACCAUAGAUAGUGAUCAGGAAGGCCUGGAUUUGAGCACACAACUGAGACACUGAUCAUAGCAGCACAAAAACAGGCACUUUGUACAUGAUCCAUAGAAACAAGUGUCUACUAUCUAGACAAAUGCAGACUAUGCAGAGAGGCCUCAGAGACAGUCCAACACGUCGUGUCUAGAUACAACACAUAGAUGCAGGCAGAAACAGCACACUGAACAGCCCAGCAAGAUAACUGGCAUUGUGUACAGGAAUAUAUGCACAGUGUAUGGGCCACAACACGUCCCAAUGGGAGACUCUGUAUAAGAUCAUAGAAAAUAAUAGGAUCCUGUGGAACUUCCAGAUUGAGACGGAUAGGCAGGUACUAGCCAAUCAACCAGACAUCGUAGUAAUAGACAAGGACAGAAGACGGCAAUGGCGAUAGGUGUAUUGGUACCAAAUGACACCAACAUGUGGAAGGAGUAUAAGAAAUUGAAGAAGUUCCGGGAACUGAAGAAGGAAUUAGAAAAUAUGAGGAAAUGGUCCCAGUGGUGGGAGGAGUGCCUGUGGCUGUGACUCCUAUGCUAGAAUGAACAGCAGAACAACACCAGAGCUUUGUUCAAAAGAAUGCAGGGUUAGGAACAGUUAACCCUCAAACUCCCAGGCCUCUGGUAAAGGACCCGAGACUGAAGAAAACACAUAUCGCCAUAGGGGUGAGAAGGGAAUUUUUUAAAAUGUACACUAUAAUUCAUACGGUACAAGCUGUAAUAAUUCGAAAUGCAAGAAUUGAGAAACGUUUCCAUGAUUUUUUUUUUAUUUUUUUGGAGAAGGCUAUUGUUCAGUGAAUUCCCUAAGGAACAAAAGCAAAUGCUUCUAUGGGGGUCAGAGUGAAGCCAUGUGUGUUUGGAACUUAAAUGUCUUAAACUUAGAACAAAUUGAGAGCCAGUUUGAUGUAGUGGCUAAGGUGCUGGUCCCUCCUUCUCAACCCAACCAACCUCACAAGGUUAUUAGGGAGAAAAUAGGCAGAGAGGAAGGCAUGUUGGCAUAGCACAAAGUCCGGUGGUUUAUUUCACCUGGUGCAAUUUAGCCAAUAACCACACAGAGGUGGGUGGGAAUACAUUAAGAACUUUAUUUCUACACAGAAGAGCUCACACUUGGGAUUAGUGUUACAAAGCAAGUCCUUCUGCAUUCCCCUCACAACAGAUAUUUAUAUACGCUACAGAUUGCAUCCGUUUUGGAUUGGUUGGAGACAUUUGCUUCACCAUACCCCUUAACUUUUUUGGGUGGGUUCUUCCUUUUCUCUGGACAGAUAUCCUUAACAGCCUUAUGCGGGGGGAGGGGGAGAUGCCUGGUGACUAUGCUCAUUUUCCCCCCUAGAAAAUUCAUGCAGCUGCUUCUAGUGUAGGACAACUAGCUUACGGCUUUUAUUGUUUUUGCAAUGUAUAAAAUACCAAGAAAAAUAAAAACAGAGAAGGAAAAAGAGAGGGAAGGAAAAUAUGAGGUACAAAAGAAAGGAAAAACUGUUGACUUUCAACUCUUUAGCACAGUACGAAAUAACAUUACAGCCUCAACUUUUUACUUUUACACAUUAGUAUGCAAUUAGCCAUUUAUGUAGCAAAUCUACCUAAUUGGCAAAGCUACUUGCAGACCCUUUGCCAUAUGGAGGAUCUUGUGGGGCGAUUCUAGGACUCUCUUUAACCCAAGAAGUCAUAUAAACUGAAGGAAUGCCAGUUCCUUCGGCUGGUAAAUUGAAAAAACUACAGGGGAAAACCUUUCAGGGAUCCUUCCCUGGGUGUGUCGUCAGUUGGCCAUUUUUUUCCAGUAGAAGUCAGUGUGUUGCAAUUAGGAAUAUUUGGUAUGUUAGUCCCUUUGAGAUAUUUAAAAAUAAUGAAGAUGGGAUAAAAAUAACUUUUUCAUUCAUGCCCCAAACUGAUGGAAAUUAACCUCCAGAGCCCUUAAGUCCUCUGCUGCUUAAAAUGCCUUUUUAGGAUUGGCUUGAAGGAAUUUACUAAACAAUAGUCAUUCCAUGUGAAGUAUUGAUGUCAUGCUGGCUGGUUUUGAUUUUCCUUGCAACAAGUGGCAUUGCCUUCCAAGAUAGGUAGUUCUGCACCUCAGUAUAACCUGAAACUAAGUAAUAGUUUUCUAAAAAAAAAAAUCUCAAUUGGGAAGAGAGAGUCUUCAGGUUUAAUUCUGUUUAUGGCUUCCUGCCCGUGCAUAGCUAUUUUACUGAAGCUUGUCUGAAAGUAACAUGAGAUGCUUCAGAAAAAAAACGUCCUUGAUCUCGUAGCUGUAAGGCAGAAGUUUUUUAAGGCUUGCCUUUCAAGGCCCGGUGGGAAUCAAAACGGAUUGGAUGAAAUAUGCAACAAGUUGGAAAAAUAAAAUUGCCAGAUAAGGAAUGUAGCUUUUAUUUCAUGAUACUGCUUUCUUCAGAAACAUCAGUUGAAAAAAGGAAAUGCUUCUCUUCCUCUUCCUGAGUUUUCAUUUCCGUUCUUCCAUUUAUACAUCCAGAUGACAGUGGAUGUUCACACAACAUAAAACAGGCUGGUUCACACAGCAUACCUGAGUCACAAAGACUAUGUUAUGUGAACUCAAAAACUGUAUUGAUUGUUUGAU